Molecule: messenger RNA, 468 nt
Organism: Porites evermanni
Lineage: Eukaryota; Metazoa; Cnidaria; Anthozoa; Scleractinia; Poritidae
Source: the annotation of a GenBank genome assembly
AUGGCUGACCUCAUUAUUUCGAAUUUUUCCCAUUUCAAAAAGCAUCUUGAGGAUGGCCUUCAUAGUGUCAGACCAGGCGAAAAUGUUGAGGCCCUUCUUAAAAACAAUGCAAUCUUUAACAAAGAGAAUUUGCCGUCGAGGUGGAAAACGUGCUUCCUAAAACCGACAGAAGGAGGCUAUGGUUAUACGCCAGUAUGGGAAAAUGAUGGAGAAUUGCUUCGUUUGAUUCAGGAAGCUGUUUCGUUCGAUCAUAACAUUCCUCAAGACGUGUACACGGGCCGGGUUGAAGCUACUUAUAGCUUUGGGAGAUGCAUCGGUGUCUAUUCCUCCUUUAGAAAUGGAAUUGAUGCGACUGGGGGCUUCAAAAUAACACCAAUUUAUACAAUAAAAGUGGUCUACAUCCCGACGGAGAGGAAAGAUACUAUCAUUGGAAUAUCAGCUUAUCCCUCGUUCGAUCCGAGGGUAUGA